Molecule: messenger RNA, 2161 nt
Organism: Drosophila subpulchrella
Lineage: Eukaryota; Metazoa; Arthropoda; Insecta; Diptera; Drosophilidae
Product: leucine-rich repeat and transmembrane domain-containing protein 2
Exons: 7
Coding region: 284-1669 (461 amino acids)
Molecular function (GO): protein binding
Source: RefSeq, a predicted model, not a curated record
AAAAAGUAGACCGGCAAAUGCAAAUCAAACAAAUACUCACACAAAUAAUUUCGAAACCAAAACAGAACAACGUUAAAAGUGCAAAGUGAAAAGCAAGGCAAAAAUAAGCGCCUGAAAAAUUAAUAAAAUCUAUUUUCAGCUUGCUAAUUUCCCUAACAACUUUGGCAAAUACACAGAAAAUGUAAUGAAAUCCCAUAGAUAAACACAAAUUUCAACAACAAGCCUUGAAAACGCAGUGAAAACAAAAGCUAAACAAGUAAUAUUAAACAAAUAACAAAUAAUAAUGCACGUGUAUUACAAGUUUGGAUUACUCCUGAUAUUUUUGCUGAGCGUAAGCAUUAGCCACACAAAUGCCGCUCCAGCGGGCAGUGAGGAGUCAAAUCGGUCGCUCAGUGCCCCCGAGGACUUUGAUUAUAAUGACGACGAUGAUUACAGUGAUGUAACGACAGGCGAGGAAGCGCCCGAGACAGCAGAAAAUAGACUGAUGCCACUAUCAUCCUCCACAUCGACCACCACCACAUUUCGACCAAUAUUUAAUAUACCAAGACGCAGCAACCAUGUCCUGGAGCCCAGUUGCCCGCGCAACUGCCUCUGCCUGGAGGACUUCAAGUACGUCCAGUGUGCGAAUGCGCAUUUGACCCAUGUGCCCCUGGACAUGCCCAAAACGGCGGCCAUCAUCGAUCUGAGCCACAAUGUGAUUGCCGAACUGAGGCCCGAGGAUUUCGCGAAUCUGUCCAGAGCGGUGGACAUCAACCUGAAUCACAACCUGAUCAGCCACAUAGACAAGGAGGUCUUUCAAGGAUCGGAGCGCUUGCAACGCCUUCGGCUGGCCAACAACCGUCUCACCAAAAUCGAUCCCGACACAUUUUCGGCGGCCAGGGAGCUGACCCUUCUCGACCUGAGCAACAAUUCCAUAGUCCAGCGGCUGGAUGGCUCCUUUCUGAAUCAGCCCGACCUGGUGGAGUUCAACUGCGUCAACUGCAGUUGGACGGAGCUACCGGAGCAGACGUUCCAGAACAUGAGCAGCCUGCAGGUGCUCCGCUUGAACAAGAACGACUUCAAACAGCAAAUCAAUACGAAAGCUUUCUCGCCGCUAACAAAAAUAAUUAAACUGAAGCUGCCGGAGCUGGAGCAGCAGAACAUCGAGGAGCUGUGCGGCCUGCUGUCCUCCAUAGACACGAUCAGCUUCCUCAACUUUGACAUAAGCUGCUACGAGUUCGUACUGGGCACCCCCUUCAACGGCAGUCUCAUCUAUCCCACGGAACCGCCGACCAAGGGGAUUCCGGGGCUUCCCAUCGUAGCCACCAGCACUCCGAAGCCAGCUACUUCCACGCCCGCACCGCCCAGAAGUGCCAAUCGCAAUCGGGGAAAGAUGGAAAACAGCACGGAGUUGGUCAAAGCCGGGAUCCUCACUGCCGCCACCAACACAAGUGGAGUGAGUGUGGAAUCGCCUGCCGAGAGCAAGACCAACCAGGUGGAGAUCUCCCCGGAGGCCAUCAACACCCUGCUCAUCUGCAUCAUGGCUUUGGCUGUGAUUGGCAUCGUCAUCGGCCUCAUUUGCCGCAAGGAUAUUGGCGGCAUCAAAACCAAAUGCUGCCGCACUAGCAAACCAGAACCAAAGGAUCAGGUCCAUCCCACUGAGGAGAUACCAUUGAAUAAGCUAGCCUAAGGAAACCUUCCAAAAACCAAAACAAGCAGAGAAGAAAAGUGAAUCCUAUCCUCCAGUUUCGAGAACAAAUUCCAUUUGCCGGCAUUUUUGAUAGAUUAUAAAUAGGUAUACGUCGUGUAUGUAUAUGGCUAAUUAGUUAACUACUUUGACUCGGUUUCCAGCCGUCGUCACACCUAAUUAUAGUUUCUCCUACAUUGCUUGCCCGCACAACUGCUACAACGAAACGAACUCCCCGAUUCCAUUGUUAGACUCUAAUUGUUAGACGGGGUAGGAUAAGUCGCCUAGUCGCUUAGCGUUCUUUUCAUCAGGGGAACUCGGUAAAUGGGAUCCCAUUCAAACUCCUGGCACUGCUCUAGUUUUAGAUCCAAAAUAAAUUUCCAUCGCACACUUAAAUUAAUGUAACCCCUAGAUACUUUAGAUACUCUAGCUAUAGACUUUUGCCAAAAUACAAUAAAAGUAAUUAUUGUAAAUAGUAAAGUAAAAUGAAAAUUA